AUGGCAAGUCUUGAAGUAGAAGCAGACGACUCGCCCUUCACUGCCUCUGACAUUGCCGACUGCAAAAAGGCGCUUGCCGAAUGGGAAGAGUCCAAGGGAUCUUACUGGAAGUUUGAAGUAGUUCCAAAUCAGUUCAAACAGUCGCUUGCUGACACUGACGACCUGCUGUUCCUGUACUUCGACGAGCACUUCGGGGUUAUAGGCGGCUGGGAUGAAGUGGUGAGCAACUUGAGACAUCUUAACAAGACCGCCCCCGAAACCGAACGCUAUAAGAUCUUGUUCAUCGCUUCCUCCGGCCAUGGUUACCAUGACUUGGCCCGAGAAAAGUACGGAAAAGCAGCCUGGAGCAAUAAUUGGCUGAAGAAGAAUGGCGAUGGAACAAUCGUGUGGGGCCCUGAUCCGCUAUUGACAGACUUGGGCAUCAGUCAGGCACGCAAAAUUCGAGACCAGUGGGAAGUUGAGAGACUCAACAACUCUGCCAAAGACCCCAACUUGAUCAUGCCUGGAGAAUGGGUAGUUUCGCCGUUGAGACGCUCAAUUGACACUUUAAUUCACACCUGGGACGGCUUAGUAGACCUCGAGAAGGCUAACCCAUUCAUCUCUGAAAACCUUCGAGAAACCAUAGGAAUCAACACUUGCAGCAAGCGCUCUCCCAGAUCAGAGAUUUUUGAUAGCUACCACAAGUUGGGGUUUAGAAAUGAUGAAUUGGAAGCAAACGAUAUUUAUUACAAGGAUGACUAUAGAGAAACGGUGGUAGAACAUACUCUCCGCAUCAACAAAGAACUUCAGGAAAUAUUCUUCUACAAGAAGGAUAUCAUAAGUAUUACCAGCCACAGUUGCUCUAUAAGAGCUCAGUUGUUGGCAUUGGGUCACCGUGCAUUUUCCGUGGGAACGGGGGGCAUGAUCCCAGUGUUUGUUAAAGCCACGAAGAUAGGCGAGCCUGAAGGAGAAGGGGAGGUAUUGAAAGAAGAUUGGGGUCCUCAGGUUUUUAUUGAAUAUGUUGAGAAUCUUGCCUCAAAAGAGGGAAUAAGGUAUUCAGAGGCUUUAGAAACGGUCAUGGCCAUGUAG
Molecule: messenger RNA, 1068 nt
Organism: Suhomyces tanzawaensis NRRL Y-17324
Lineage: Eukaryota; Fungi; Ascomycota; Pichiomycetes; Serinales; Debaryomycetaceae
Product: phosphoglycerate mutase family protein
Exons: 2
Coding region: 1-1068 (355 amino acids)
Cellular component (GO): cytoplasm
Molecular function (GO): phosphatase activity
Source: RefSeq, a predicted model, not a curated record